AUGUCUCCAGGAAAAGUUUCGACUCUCGACUUUGAGACCUUCUACAACAUCAUCGACGGCAAGCAGCGCGGCUCAGACAACAUUCACCAUGGUAUCAACCCCGCAACUGGCCAGCAACUCUGGGAUGUACCCAUUGCGAGCGAGCAGGACCUGAACGACGCUGUUGCGGCCGCGAAGAAGGCCUUCCCCGCAUGGAGAGAUACACCGAUUGAGAAGAGGAAGGAGCUCCUUAACAAGGUCGCCGAGUCGUACCAGCAACACACCGAUGACUUUGUCAACCUGCUGUGCAAAGAGUCUGGCAAACCGAGAAAAUUUGCUGCCAUUGAGGUUGGUGCCGUUGCUGGAUUCAUCGGUCACCACUUGACUCUCGACGUCCCUUCUGAGAAGGUUGAGGAUGAGGAGAAGACCAUCUACACAGAGUAUUCACCUCUCGGUGUUUGCGGUGCCAUCUGCCCAUGGAACUUCCCUCUUGUUCUGAGCACUGGAAAGAUCGCACCAGCCCUCAUGACCGGAAACUGCAUGAUCGUCAAGCCUUCACCCUUCACACCUUACACAGCUCUGAAGUUUGUAGAGCUGGCACAGGAGAUCCUCCCUGCAGGUGUCCUCCAAGUAGUCGGCGGCAACAACGAGCUCGGUGUUCAGAUGUGCCUCCACCCCGACAUCGCCAAGAUCAGCUUCACCGGCUCCAUCGCUACCGGAAAGAAGGUCAUGGAGACAUCUGCAAAGACCCUCAAGCGCGUCACACUCGAGCUGGGUGGCAACGAUGCGUCCAUCAUCCUUCCUGAUGUCGACAUCAAGAAGACUGCACCUGAAGUCGUCAUGGGUGCUUUCCAGAACAGCGGUCAAGUAUGCGUCGCUACCAAGCGCAUCUACAUCCACGAGUCCAUCUACAAGGAGUUCCUUGAGGAGAUGGUCAACUUCACCAAGUCGAUCAAGAUCGGUAACCCAGACGAUGGCGACAACCUGCUCGGACCUGUUCAGAACCAGAUGCAGUACGAGCGCGUAAAGGGCUUCUUCGAGGACAGCAAGGCCAAGGGCUACAAGUUCGCCGCUGGCCAGCCCGACGUCAGCACCGGAAAGGGGUACUUCAUCCAGCCAACGAUCAUCGACAACCCGCCCAACGACUCCCGUAUCAUCCAAGAAGAGCCAUUCGGUCCUAUCGUGCCCACCCAGCCGUGGUCCGAUCUUGAUGAGGUCGUCGCACGCGCUAACAACACAAACACCGGUCUCGGUGCCUGUGUUUGGGGCAAGGACGUCGAGAAGGCCUGCAAGGUAGCGCGCCGUCUCGAAGCUGGUUCCGUGUUCGUGAACUCAUGGGAGAAGCCAACACCUCAGGCGAUAUUUGGAGGACACAAGGAAUCUGGUAUCGGUGGAGAAUGGGGCAAGACCGGUCUUCUUGCAUACUGCAACCCACACGUCAUGCACGUCUACAAGUCAUAA
Messenger RNA from Alternaria incomplexa, 1440 nucleotides. RefSeq lists its product as uncharacterized. Gene Ontology annotation, molecular function: aldehyde dehydrogenase (NAD+) activity. The transcript has 3 exons. NCBI's taxonomy places the organism in Eukaryota, Fungi, Ascomycota, Dothideomycetes, Pleosporales, Pleosporaceae. The record is from RefSeq and is a predicted model, not a curated record. Bases 1 to 1440 code for a protein of 479 amino acids.